CCCUGCCGCCUGCAGAGCUUCCUUUACAGUUCAGCCUCUUCACCAGAGCUGCGCGGGGAAUCGCCGGGGGCUUCUCGGCACCUGGGCACCGGGGCUCACGCCCUCCCACCGCCUCCACUCGAGCCCGCCCACCAUGAAGUCUCCCUUCUAUCCAUGUCAGAACACCACCUCGGUGGAGAAAGGCAACUCAGCGACGAUGGGCGGGGUACUGUUUAGUGCGGGCCUCCUGGGCAACCUGCUGGCCCUGGGGCUGCUGGCGCGCUCAGGGCUAGGGUCUUGCCGACCGCGCCCGCCGCGCCCGCCGCCCUCGGUAUUCUACGUGCUGGUGUGCGGCCUGACCAUCACCGACUUGCUGGGCAAGUGCCUGAUAAGCCCGGUGGUUCUGGCUGCCUAUGCGCAAAAUCGGAGCCUCCGAGGGCUAAUGCCUGCGUCCGGUGACGAGUCACUGUGCCAAACCUUCGCUUUCUUCAUGUCUUUCUUUGGGCUCGCAUCGACGUUACAGCUCCUGGCCAUGGCUCUGGAGUGCUGGCUUUCCCUGGGGCACCCCUUCUUCUACCAAAGGCACAUCACCCUACGCCGGGGCGUACUCGUGGCUCCGGUGGUGGGUGCAUUCUGCCUGGCUUUCUGCGCACUGCCCUUAAUGGGUUUCGGGAAGUUCAUUCAGUACUGCCCAGGCACCUGGUGCUUCAUCCGGAUGGUCCGCGAUGACUCGAUCUGGGUGGUGGUCUACUCUGUUCUCUACUCCACGCUCAUGGCGCUGGUGGUUCUUGCCAUCGUUCUGUGCAACCUUGGGGCGAUGCGCAACCUUUACACUAUGCACCAGCGACUGAGACGACACACGCGCUGUGGACUCAGGGACAUCGCGGAGCCAGGCGCGGGAAAGAAGGUGGCAUCCUCACAUCCCUUGGAGGAGCUGGAUCACCUCCUGCUGCUGGCCCUCAUGACAGUGCUCUUCACUAUGUGCUCUGUGCCUUUAAUUUAUCGUUCCUACUAUGGAGCUGUCCAGGAUGCCACUGAAGAAUCGGACGAUCUUCUAGCCUUGCGUUUCCUGUCUGUGAUUUCAAUUGUGGACCCAUGGAUUUUCAUCAUAUUCAGAACUUCAGUAUUUCGAAUGUUUUUCCACAAGAUUUUCAUAAGACCUCUUAUGUAUAGAAACUGGCAGAGCCAUUCCUAUCAAACUAAUGUGGAAUCCAGUUUGUGAUAGAAGCUUACAAUAUCUGGUCUUUGUCUUCACGAGGAGGUAGGCAGGAGUCAGAGCAUGAAGUUUUGCAUGCCAAGGUUGAAGAAUUGAGACUUUUACUUGACAACAAUCAGGAGACACAGACCAGCAGGGGAGGAUCAUGAUCAGAUCUUUUGGGAAUGAUUCCUUGAGCCACAUGUAGAAAAUUUUACAGAAAUGAAAAGGACCGAAGACUGAAACCCAUUGGCAACCUAACCUUCAGUAACUCAGGUCACCAGAUCUAAGAGAAUGGCAGUGGGGAUAAAGAUAAGAGAUUCAAAAAGUGUUUAGAAAGAGUCAUCAAGAGGAUUUGGUGAUAAAUUUGAUGUGGAGGGCAAGAGGGAAGAGACAAAGAUGACUCCAGGUUUCAGUCCUGUGCAGCUGCGUGGGCCACAAUGCCACUCACUGUGGUGGAAAGCAAUGGAUGAGAAGCCAGAGUGAGGGUGAAGUGGCAUCCUGCCUUGGUAAAUGCCAUCUUCCACCAUGCCUUAUCCUAACAGGAAUACAAAGGACCCCACUGCCAGUGAACGCACUUUCUCCUCCAGAAGGCAAGAGCACACAUUUUCUAUUUAAAAUCACUGACAUUUCCUCUUCUUUCUUCAACAACUUCCUCCAGUUCUGCCACGGGAUUUCCUCCCACCUGCAUCUGUGUCCACAUAUGCUGGCAUCCAUCCAAUCUCAGUGGAAGAAAUGUACCUCCUCUUUAUGGUACCUCUCUUCUUGAGCCCUAAGUUCUUCUUGCAAAUUCUCAGGGAGUUUGUACCAUUACUGAUUUUUGUCCAGAAGGGAAAAAAAAUCAUCUUUUUCUUCCUUUUUGUGGGCUGGUUUCCUCCUAUAUGUUAUUACCCAUCUCAGGAAGCAAACUCCCAGCUCUUCAAAGUCAUCAGUAUUGUCUUUAUUCCAGUCUUUACUUUCUCAUCUUAGGCUCCCUCCCUAUUCUGUCCUCUAGCUCCUCUCUACUUUCUCAUAGUAGUGAGGUUCUUUUCCUCACUACUCUACCACAAGAGCUGUCAGCAAGGUCACCGACAUAGGUAUAUCCUGUAAAAGGUGGGGCGAUUUAUCUGCACCAUCUUCCAGCAGCAAUGGUCCAUAACUCCCUCCUCAUUCAGACCACACUACCUGGUGAAUGUUUUCCCGAUGCCAGCCACAGUUCUAAUCCUUGGGGACACAUCAGUGAAUUAAAAAGACAAAGAUCCCUGCCUUUUAUGAACCUAAAUUCUAGCAGGGGGAACAGUUAACAAGCAAAAAUCAAUAAUUAAAUUCUGUGUUACGUUAGAUGGCAGUAAGGGCCAUGGAGAAGGGAAAAGGUACACACAUAUAGUAAUAGCUUUGGGGAAUUCCCUUUUCAACACAUAGUUAUCACUAUAACAACACCCUAUAUGACAAUAUUGACAAUGAAAUUAAAUUAUAGAAGAGUCUAUAGCCCCACAUAAUAAAAAUCAAUCAUAUUUCAUUUGCUGUCUUUCUUUGUAAAUUAUUUUAUUUUAUUUAUUCUUAUUAGUUAUAUAUGACAGUAGAAUGCAAUUCAAUUCAUAUUACACAAAUAGAGCACAGUUUUUCAUGUCUCUGGUUGAACACAAAGUAGAAUCACACCAUUCAUGUUUUCAUAUAUGUACUUAGGGUAAUGAUGUCCAUCUCAUUCCACCGUCUUUCCUACCGCUAUACACCUUCCUUCCCCUCCCUCCUCUUUCCCUAUAUAAAGUUUGUCUAGUCCUCCUAUGCUUUCCACACAUUAUGAAUCAGCAUCCUUAUAUCAGAGAAGAUGUUUGGCAUUUGGUUUUUUGGGAUUGGCUUAGUUCCUUUAGCAUUAUAUUCUCAACUCCAUCCCUUUACCUGCAAAGGCCAUGAUUUUAUUCUCUUUUAAUGCUGAGUAAUAUUCCAUUGUGUAUAUGUACCACAUUUUCUUUAUCAAUUCAUCUAUGGAAGGGUAUCUAGGUUGGGACCACAAUUUAACUAUUGUGAAUGGUGCUGCUAUAAACAUUGAUGUGGCUGUGCCCCUGUUGUAUGCUGUUUUUAAGUUCUUUGGGUAUAAACUGAGGAGAGGGAUCAUUUGCCAUCUUUCUUUCUUUCUUUCCUUUUUUUUUUGAGAGAGAGAGAGAAUUUUAAUAUUUAUUUUUUAGUUUUCAGCGGACACAACAUCUUUGUUUGUAUGUGGUGCUGAGGAUCGAACCCGGGCCACACACAUGCCAGGCGAGCGUACUACUGCUUGAGCCACAUCCACAGCCCAUUUGCUGUCUUUCUUAAGUCAGUUAUCUUCUCCUAAGCUUCCUGCAUUGAUGUGAGGAUACUGGAGAAAAGACUGAAGACAAUAUGAGAACUCAGAAGAAGGGAUGUUGGAGAUUUGAUAUUUUCUAAUUGAUAUUAUUUGUUGGAUUCUGGGAGCAAGCCAUAGAAAAAGGCAUAACCUGACUCCUUUUUCACCCCCUUUGCAAUUAUGCCAAGUGAUAGCUACUAAAUAGCUGUCAAGUGAUUAUUUAAUAGUGAAGAGUAAAUCAGGAACUCAAAGUAGGAUAAAUGAUCCGGGAGUGGAACUUUCUAUGGGUAAUACUUUUUGUUUUAAUCUUAAAAUGAAACUAUUGUGCAACUACAAUAACUAUAAUAAAUAUGGAUUUAUUAGUGAAAAAGGCAGAUCAUUUGCAUAAAUGACUAUAACAAUUUCUCUUUCCCUGGGUGCACACAGCCUCCAUCAAGAGAUUCAGUCUAGGGCUGGGGUCGUGGCUCAGCGGUAGAGCGCUCGCCUAGCACAUGCAAGGUCCUGGGUUUGAUUCUUAGCACUACAUAAAAAUAAAUAAAUAAAAUAAAGGUAUUGUGUCCAACUACAAAUAAAAAUAUAUGCAUAUUUUUUUAAAAAAGAGGUUCAGUCUACUUCCUGGUUUCUUUUAUCUGGCUGGCCUUGGCUCUUACUUCAAUAAAUAGAAUGUGAUGAAAGUGAUGGUGUGAAACUUCCAUA
Molecule: messenger RNA, 4169 nt
Organism: Marmota monax (woodchuck)
Lineage: Eukaryota; Metazoa; Chordata; Mammalia; Rodentia; Sciuridae
Gene: Ptgdr
Product: prostaglandin D2 receptor
Exons: 3
Coding region: 134-1201 (355 amino acids)
Biological process (GO): G protein-coupled receptor signaling pathway; inflammatory response; positive regulation of cytosolic calcium ion concentration
Cellular component (GO): plasma membrane
Molecular function (GO): prostaglandin D receptor activity
Source: RefSeq, a predicted model, not a curated record